AAUGGCAACGAUGUAUUAGUUUGGUUGUGGUUAUUGGUUGGAAGAAAGAGUGAAGUAGUAGGAAAAGUAUAUAAAUUGGAGCGAAGAAGUUUUAUUAUUAAAAUUCAGUUAUGUCUUACGCGUAUCUGUUCAAGUAUAUAAUUAUUGGUGACACAGGAGUUGGAAAAUCAUGCUUGUUGUUGCAGUUUACUGAUAAAAGGUUCCAACCUGUGCAUGAUCUCACUAUUGGUGUGGAAUUUGGAGCCAGAAUGAUCACAAUUGAUGGCAAACAAAUAAAGCUUCAAAUAUGGGACACUGCUGGACAAGAAGCUUUCCGAUCCAUCACCAGAUCAUAUUACAGAGGUGCAGCUGGUGCUCUGUUGGUUUAUGACAUUACAAGAAGAGAUACUUUUAAUCAUCUAACAACAUGGCUGGAAGAUGCUCGACAACAUUCCAAUUCAAAUAUGGUGAUAAUGCUUAUUGGAAAUAAAAGUGAUUUAGAAUCCCGCAGAGAAGUGAAAAAAGAAGAAGGUGAUGCAUUUGCUCGUGAACAUGGUUUAAUUUUUAUGGAAACUUCUGCAAAAACCGCUGCAAAUGUUGAAGAGGCUUUCAUCAACACAGCAAAAGAAAUUUAUGAAAAGAUUCAAGAAGGAGUAUUUGAUAUUAACAAUGAGGCGAAUGGUAUUAAAAUUGGACCUCAGCAUUCACCAACUAAUCCUAAUAUGCCUAUGAGUGGACAAGGUGCCAACCAAGGUGGAGGUUGCUGCUGAUUGUUCCAUUUAAUAUAUUCUUUUCUGUUACUGUACUGCAUCCAAUUAACAGUUUGAUGGAUCAAAAGACAUAUUUCUUUUGUGUGAUCUGGUUUGUGUAUUUUUCCAAAGCAAUAGCAUGCAUUUUUGAAAACAGAGCAAGUUAAAAACAAAAAUGAGGUCAAUCUUCAUCAUCUAAUCCUUUUUGUGUGCAUGUAUACAUUUGCAGUAACUUGAACCUAACUGUAAGUUGUGUAUUUUUGGUCUCUUAUGUAUUUUCCUGUAUUUCUUGUAGAAUAAGUAUUUCUAAGAUAAAGCUGUAAAUAUUUAGAUUUGUAUGUUUUUCUGUGAAAAACAAAACAUUAAAAAAUUGUAAUUCCUAAUUAUCUGAAAUAUGUUUCUACUCAUGGAAUUACUCAUUAAUGGAAAAAUAUUUAUUUUGUGCUUUGCAGUUAUAUCAUCUGUUCGCAAACUUAAACUGAAAAAUAAAGUUUAUGGUUUCAUUUAAGAGAAAAUGUUCAAAACAGUCUCAUGUUAGGAACUGCUUUUUGGUAGUAUUUAGCAUGAUUUAAACAACUGUCCUGAUUAUAAAAUAAUUUAUGUAAAUCUGUAGUGUUUUUGUUUUAGAAGUGUUACUGUUAUGUUAAAUUCAUAUUUAAAUAGAUUAUUUUUAGAUGUGAAUUAAAUUUUCUUUUAUAGCAAAGGAUAUUUUUUCAUUUUUUCAUAAACAUUUAUGGAAGAACCCACCAAUUUAAUUAAUCACUGUAAAUGCCUAUUUUAUAAGUCAAAUUACAUUUUCAGAUAAAUGGUAUUUGCUUUUCCUAAGCUGUCUUUUGUCAUUGCAAUGCUGUAUGAAAAUUUUGUGUCUUAGACCAUGCACUUUCUGAUAUCUUGGAGAUAUGUGUUCUGUAUGAAUGCAAAGUCUCCUCCCUGCAUUUUUAAAGGAAAAGUGCUAGAAUAUGAAUUUCAGUUGAAUACUUGUGAAUAUUUGUGAAGUUUGUUUCUCUGUGCCUUCAUCUUCUCUGUAUUUAUUUAAAACUACAAGCAUGGUAAUAUUCAUUUUGAAUAACAAUGUAAGAUGAGAAUACAAAUAAUAGUUUCUUUUCAAAACAGCCAAAAAAUGGUAAUGAAUUAUUAGAAUAGAGGAGCAAGAAAUUUAUUAAAUCUAAAUUAACAUUCUAAAAAUAUGGCUGAAUUUAUGGUCAAAAAUUGCUAUAGUGUUUUAAGACAAGUGAUGAUGCAGAGAAACAACAACAUUUGUAAUAAAAUAUCUAGUCAUUUGUAUAGUUACAUUCUGGUAGCAGUAGUAACAUGGAAAUAUCGAAAUAUUCAUGUGUAUCAAAUUAAAUGCAGUGCAUAUAUAAUGAAAAUUAUAUACUCUACAUGUGAUACAUCUGCAAUGCCUUUUUAUAAACCAUCUAUUCAUUUACACACUUUUCAUCAAAAAACAAACUAUUUCGUGUUUUGAGUUAUUGGCUUUGGAAAUGAUAAAUACAUUAUAUGUAUAACAAAAAAGGAUAUUAAAGAGCUUGGUUAAAAGAAUAAAAUUGAUGUAUGGAGAUGA
Messenger RNA from Stegodyphus dumicola, 2292 nucleotides. RefSeq names its product RAS oncogene family member Rab2 (gene Rab2). Gene Ontology annotation, molecular function: GTP binding; GTPase activity. Lineage: Eukaryota; Metazoa; Arthropoda; Arachnida; Araneae; Eresidae. The record is from RefSeq and is a predicted model, not a curated record.